Zeugodacus cucurbitae (melon fly) is the source of this 1136-nucleotide messenger RNA. RefSeq lists its product as uncharacterized. The record is from RefSeq and is a predicted model, not a curated record. Lineage: Eukaryota; Metazoa; Arthropoda; Insecta; Diptera; Tephritidae. The transcript is spliced from 3 exons. The coding region runs from base 371 to 916 and encodes 181 amino acids.
UGAGUUAGUUAACCUUCGGUAGUUCAAAUACCGAUAUAAAAAAUAUGUCUUCAAUCCCUUUUCGUUUUGAAAACCUCUUUAAUCAAACUAACGGAUAUUCCGAAUGAAAGUCAUUUGGAAACCUUCGUACAUUUUCGAUAAUUACUGCGCAUGUCCUCCGUACACUUCCGAUUCACAUGACAUUCGCUGUCAUUACACAAUCACCCCCACACUAAAUGUGGUUGAGCCUGUCAAGGCAUGUGUAAAUAAUACAAAAGCUGAAAAGGAAACUGUUCCUGAAAACUUUCAAAGUAAAUAUUAAAUUGAAAGUGCUUAGACGAUAUUUACGAACUUGAAACAUAUCUCCAGUAUCUUAUGAAACCGCUAAGAGAUGACGCAAAAACAGAGAAUAGCAAUAUACGUGCUUUGGCUGGCAUUGGGAGCGAUGCAAUCAGCUGAUGGACAAUCGAUUUCGAAUACGGUGCAUCGCACGCAAGCCGCCACGGAGCGCAUUAAUGAUCUCUCCUGCUACGAGUGCGACACGAUGGACCACGGAGAAGCGUGUGUGGAUGUCUCGACGCGCAAUCUGACCAAUUUCAUACGCAAGUGCAAGGGUGAGGAGUUUAUUUGUAUGGUGAAGCGCUUCUCAUACACCACCAGUACGGAGAAUUCCACCAGUGCUCCGAAAAUGUGGUCAUUGGAUCGACGCUGUGCCGUUAACUGUGAGGCCGGCUGCAUUGUGAUCGGCGAGCGAACGAAGCUGUACGCUUGCACUUCCUGCUGCGAGAAGUCGCUCUGCAAUACGGGGCGUGGCCGGGCGGUGAGCACUUUUCAGCGCGUGGAGACAGGUAUUGGCACAUGUUGGUGCGCCGCCAUGGUGGCAACACUGUUGCAGCGACUUUUCAUAAAGAGUAAUCAGCUGCUGUUGGAGAUGUGAAGAUUUUUGAGUAUGAAAAAAAUCUUCAGCAGUUGGAAUAUUAAUAUUAAAUGCUCAAAAGCAACUCUCCUAUAAGCGCCAAAACACACAAAAACAAAAACUCAAAUAUUUAAACAAAUGUAUAUUCAUAAUUAAGUAGUUGAAAUUAACUUUUUUCCUGUUCCAAUAAGCCGCCAAAUAAUAAUUUUGUGAUACCAAAAAGGAAAAUUAAUAAAACUUA